AUGGCCAACAAACACUUGAUACUUCUCGGAACGCACGGGAGCGAGAUACAUUCGGUGGUAUUCGAUGACGAGGAAAAGACUCUGAAGAGGGGCGUGUCCACAGAGACGGGCAAGCAGCCCAGCUGGCUCAUCAGACACCCAGACCCGCAGCAGCGAGAUCUGGUGUAUGCAAACCAAUGGGUCGAUAGCAAGAUACGCGUGUAUCGACUGGUGGAUGAUCAAGGGCAGUUGGAGCUGUUGGGAGAGGCCGAGAGUGGGGGAGAGGGGCCUACGCACAUGGCGAUACUAAAGGAUGCAUCUCACAUCGUUAUUGCGCAUUAUGUCUCGGGGAACGUGACGCUGCUCCCACUCUCUCCUGAUGGCCUCUUUGCCGAGCUCAAGCCAUCACACUCUUGGACCCCACCUCACGCUCCACAGAAGCAUCAUCGACAACAAUCCUCUCACGUGCACCAAAUUGUACUGUUUGAGGACGAGAUCAUUGUCCCAGAUUUGGGGUCCAAUGUGGUGUGGAGGUUGAAAUGGGAUGGGCAAGAGAUUCAGCUGAAGGGAGAGAUUGGAGGAUUUGAAGAAGGAGAUGGCCCCAGGCAUUGUGUGAUACAUCCCGACGGUCUUUAUAUCUAUGUCCUAAGCGAGAUAUCAUCCCACCUCACCGUCCACGCAUUGUCGACUGCCGGUCCUCCAGUCAAGCGAUUCAGCCUCUUGCCCCCCAAAGAUGACGGUGCUCCGAGGCCGACGGGAGCUUCAGAGAUUGUACUGCUUCCUGCCUUGAGCGCACAUGGUCCUCUGUUGCUGAUAGCUUCCAACCGAGAUUCGCCAGUCUCCGAGAACGAUACGCUCGCCCUAUUCUCGGUAUCUCCAACGCAGGGUGAUCUCAUUUCCAGGAAGGAAGAAGGAUGGGCAAAGGGGCUAGGCAGGCAUCUGAGAGGUGUGAGCAGUGAUGCGAGCGGGCGGUGGGUGGUGGUGCUCGGCAGGGACGCGGGCGGGGUCAAGGUUUUUGAGAGGGCCGGUGAGGACGGGCUUGAGCUGAAGGAGGUUGGCCGUAUGGAGGUAGAUAAUACAGUGGCCCCUCUCUGGGUGUAG
Molecule: messenger RNA, 1080 nt
Organism: Cryptococcus wingfieldii CBS 7118
Lineage: Eukaryota; Fungi; Basidiomycota; Tremellomycetes; Tremellales; Cryptococcaceae
Exons: 4
Coding region: 1-1080 (359 amino acids)
Molecular function (GO): protein binding; 6-phosphogluconolactonase activity
Source: RefSeq, a predicted model, not a curated record